AUGGCUGACAGGCGCAGGUUAGGCGUGUGCGUAGCAGCACUUGCAUGUGGGAAGACGGUUCCAAUGCUCGAGCUGAAAAGCCUUGCAGCCAGAAAGCCCUGGAAGCUCAGCCUGCCAGUUACUGAAGAAGGAAUACUGGAUGCUAUUGUGGUGUGGUUUGUACUACAGCUUGAUGACGAGCACACUCUGUCUACAAGCCCCAGUGAGGAAACGUGUUGGGAGCAGGCAGUCUAUCCUGUGCAGGGCCUCCCUGAUUAUUCCGUGAAGGCUGGGGACACUGUGAUGAUGGAAGUUUGCUGCCAAGACUGCUACUUGAAGAUCCAGAAGAUGACUACUUUGAGUUCAGAUUGCGGGAUGGACGUCGGUGACAGAGAUGAGGCACUGAGUUUGGGCAAUGAGGCUGAGCUGUGUAAUGCCCUGGCUGGUCUUCAGACAACUAGCAAACCAGAUGGCCCCAGCCAAGUGUGCGUGCUGGAAUCCACAGAAAUAGCCCUGCUCAACAACAUGCCGUACCACGAACGCUUUAAAGCUGCCAUGGGCAAAGUGCUCUUGUCAUUAAAUCCAAGUAAGGACUUGCAUUCCAUGGAUGUUGAUGGACAUGGCAGUGGAAUGAACCCCCAAGAGAGUCAAAACAAGAGCUCCCUGGACAUGGCUCCUGAUCCUUUGUACGUUUUAGAUGUGUCUGAAGGCUUCUCCAUCCUGCCUGUUAUAGCUGGCAAACUCGGACCGGUUAGAGCCUACAGUUCCAUUGAGAAAGAACAGCAUCAGGCAGCGCUUGCUGUCAUCGCAGAAGCUAACCACUUCCCUAAGGAAACAUUAGAGUUUUGGCUCAGCCACUUAGAAGAUGAAAGUGUAGUGCUACAGAGACCUAAAUCAGACAAACUGUGGAGUAUUAUUAUCUUGGAUGUUAUAGAGACAUCAGGUUUAAUCCAGCAGGAGGUGAUGGAAAAGGCUGCAAUAUCCAGGUGUUUACUUCACAGUGGAGGGAAGAUUUUCCCCCAGUAUGUGUUGGUAUACGGGAUGCUCGUAGAAUCGGAGUCUCUGUUACUGGAGAGCGCUGUUCAAGGAACGGAACCGACUCUUGGGUUUAAUAUAGCCCCUUUCAUCAACCAGUUUAAGGUACCUGUUCGUGUGUACUUGGAUCUCUCUACGUUACCGUGUCUCCCCCUGAGCAAGCCAGCAGAGCUUUUACGGCUGGAUCUCAUGAACCCGCUGUUGAACAGCUCCAGCAGAGAAGUGAAGGUACAAAUCUGUAAGUCUGGCCAAGUCACUGCAGUUCCCUUCUGGUAUCACAUACAUCUAGAUGAAGACCAGAGCUUGGAUACAUCUGAUGAGUUCUCACACUGGAAACAAGCAGCGGUGGUUCUCGAUGAGCCCAUCAGAGUUCAGGUUGGGGAUGAACUUGUGCUUGAUGUUCAGCACCAUAAAAGCAAUAUUAGCAUUACGGUGAAACGGUGAAGAAUGUCACAUGACAAACUGAGUUGUGGUUAAUUACCUGUGCAUAACAUCACUGAUGUUAAUUUAUAUUAAAGCCAGAAGUUCAUCUGCUGAGCAAA
Molecule: messenger RNA, 1556 nt
Organism: Eurypyga helias (sunbittern)
Lineage: Eukaryota; Metazoa; Chordata; Aves; Eurypygiformes; Eurypygidae
Gene: PRMT9
Product: protein arginine methyltransferase 9
Exons: 6
Coding region: 1-1458 (485 amino acids)
Biological process (GO): peptidyl-arginine methylation
Molecular function (GO): protein-arginine omega-N monomethyltransferase activity
Source: RefSeq, a predicted model, not a curated record